UUUAUUUUUAUUUUUAUUUUUUUUUCUUUCUUUCUCAUUUAUUUCACUAAUAAUGUCUGAAAAGGCCUUUGCAGAGCACAUUCUUUAUUCAAUUCGUAAAGAAUUGGAACUUUUAAAGACUCAUCAUUAUAUUGAGCCUCAAACUUACAAUGAAAUAUUAAAUAUGUUACCUAAAGAUGUCAAUAAUAUGAACCGUGGGUAUUCAACACCUGCUGCUAAGCAUAGUUUUUCAGGCACCACCAUGCCUUCUCCUACUGCUAAUGAUGCUAUUUCUUCUAAUAACGGUAUGCCUCCACCACCUUCUUAUGAAGAUAGUCGUAAUAAACUUGGAACUGCGGAAGCACUUUAUGAUUAUCGUGGUGAAAAUCCUAGUACCGACUUGGAUCUUAAGCAGGGUGAUAUUAUUCAAUUAGUUGAAUUUGUGAAUAACGAUUGGUGGAAAGGUACAGUAAACGGUAAGACUGGUAUUUUCCCUAGCAACUAUGUUAAGAAAAUAGAGUCACCAAUGAAUGAAAAAAAGUCUUUAAACUCUACUCCUCCUCCUCCUCCUCCUUCUGAAAGAGAUAGCUAUGGUAGUUAUACAUCUUCUCCUUUACCACCUAAACAAGAUUCCUAUAACUAUCCUCCCCCUCCCCCUCAACAAUAUAAUAGUUAUACUCCCCCUCCUCCUCAGGCCACAACUUACACUCCUCCUCCUCCUCCUCAAGCCACAACCUAUACUCCCCCUCCUCCUCAACAAAUGAGUUAUGCUCCACCACCUGUUCAACAAGUAGCAAGUACUUCUUCUGCUCCCGCAGCUGUAGAAGGUCAACAUGAAAGUAAAUUUUCAACUUUUGGUAAAAAACUCGCUGAAAAUGUAGCUAGUUCUGCUACUUGGGGCUUUGGUGCUACAAUUGGCAGUAAUGUUGCAAACUCUAUAUUCUAAGAAGCAAUUCAUACCAUUAAUACUCUUGAUAGAAAUUAUAGUCAUUUUAAAAAAAAAAUAAAAAUCA
Messenger RNA from Cokeromyces recurvatus, 992 nucleotides. RefSeq names its product SH3 domain-containing protein. Lineage: Eukaryota; Fungi; Mucoromycota; Mucoromycetes; Mucorales; Mucoraceae. The record is from RefSeq and is a predicted model, not a curated record. The coding region runs from base 53 to 925 and encodes 290 amino acids. Gene Ontology annotation, cellular component: ESCRT-0 complex. The transcript is spliced from 3 exons. Gene Ontology annotation, biological process: protein transport to vacuole involved in ubiquitin-dependent protein catabolic process via the multivesicular body sorting pathway. Gene Ontology annotation, molecular function: protein binding.